Molecule: messenger RNA, 954 nt
Organism: Verticillium alfalfae VaMs.102
Lineage: Eukaryota; Fungi; Ascomycota; Sordariomycetes; Glomerellales; Plectosphaerellaceae
Product: mitochondrial DNA replication protein YHM2
Exons: 3
Coding region: 1-954 (317 amino acids)
Biological process (GO): mitochondrial citrate transmembrane transport; alpha-ketoglutarate transport
Cellular component (GO): mitochondrion
Molecular function (GO): tricarboxylate secondary active transmembrane transporter activity
Source: RefSeq, a predicted model, not a curated record
AUGGUCGCCGUCGCCCACGUUCCCGCCCCCAUCGGGGAGCCCGCGAAGCUGGAGAAGAAGCCCGUCAAGUUCUCCAACUUGCUCCUCGGUGCCGGUCUCAACAUGUUUGAGGUCACCACCCUUGGCCAGCCCCUCGAGGUCUUCAAGACACCCAUGGCCGCCAACCGGGGCGACGCUCCACGCCCUCGCUCGGCCCCAUCUGGUCUCGCGGCGGUCCCACCAAGGGCCCUUAUCCCCCUGGGCCCUGGAUCGAAACCUCGAAGCCUCCACCCAAGGUGCCGUCUUCUUUCGUCCGCCUCCCAAGCCGAGUACUACGCGCGCGCCGCUGGCGCCUCCGAGUUCACCGGCGGUAUCACUGGUGGUGUCGUCGGUGGUGUUGCUCAGGCCUACGCCACCAUGGGCUUCUGCACCUGCAUGAAGACGGUCGAGAUCACGAAGCACAAGCAGGCCGCCGCCGGCGUCGUGCCCCAGAGUACCUUUGCCACCUUCAUGGACAUUUACCGCCGCGAGGGCGUCCGUGGCAUCAACAAGGGUGUCAACGCUGUCGCCAUUCGCCAGAUGACCAACUGGGGCUCCCGUUUCGGUCUCUCGCGUCUCGCCGAGCAGGGCAUCCGCCGCGCCACCGGCAAGGAGGGCGGCGAGAAGCUGGCCGCUUGGGAGAAGAUCCUCGCCAGUGCCUUCGGCGGUGGCCUCAGCGCCUGGAACCAGCCCAUCGAGGUCAUCCGCGUCGAGAUGCAGAGCAAGAAGGAGGAUCCCAACCGGCCCAAGAAGAUGACCGUCGGUAACACCUUCCGCUACAUCUACGACACCAACGGCAUCCGCGGUCUCUACCGUGGUGUCGCGCCCCGUAUCGGUCUCGGCAUCUGGCAGACCAUCUGCAUGGUUGCUAUGGGUGACAUGGCCAAGACCUACGUUGAGAAGCUCACCGGUGAUGCCGUCACUGCGAAGCACUAA